Syngnathoides biaculeatus (alligator pipefish) is the source of this 2930-nucleotide messenger RNA. RefSeq names its product signal peptide peptidase-like 2 (gene sppl2b). Gene Ontology annotation, cellular component: lumenal side of endoplasmic reticulum membrane; lysosomal membrane; cytoplasmic side of endoplasmic reticulum membrane. The transcript is spliced from 15 exons. Gene Ontology annotation, biological process: membrane protein proteolysis. The coding region runs from base 132 to 1778 and encodes 548 amino acids. Lineage: Eukaryota; Metazoa; Chordata; Actinopteri; Syngnathiformes; Syngnathidae. The record is from RefSeq and is a predicted model, not a curated record. Gene Ontology annotation, molecular function: aspartic endopeptidase activity, intramembrane cleaving.
GCGGGGUAUGUCCUGGCUGGAAUCUGAGUGGGAAUCCCGAUGGGAAAGCGAAUAUCGCGGCGGCGGCGGUGCUUGGUUUCUGUUGAUGGGGAAGACAAACAACAACAACAACUUAAGACCCCGGCAACACGAUGACUGCCCCCGGCUUCGGAGCACCGAUCUGGGCCGCUCUUCUCGUCAUCCACCAGGUGACGGCGGAGUACGGCAUGGCUCAUUUCAGUGACGACAGCAAAGGGAAGGAUUACUGCAUCUUCUUCAACUCUCAGUGGGCGCGUUUGCCUCAGGACCUCAACAAGGCAUCGCACCUUCAGCUCUACGACCUGACCAAUUCCGUCCUGUGUUCGCCCGCGGACGUCCCGGAGGGGGGCUUCCCCAACCGCAUCGCCAUGGUGAUGAGGGGCAACUGUACCUUCUACGAGAAGGUGCGCCUGGCCCAGAUGAACGGCGCAAAGGGCCUGCUCAUCGUCAGCAAGGACAGACUGACGCCGCCUGCAGGAAACAAGACUCAGUACGAAGAGAUUGACAUCCCCGUCGCGCUGCUCAGCUACUCUGACAUGCUGGAGAUAAGCAAGACGUUCGGCAAGGGCAGGCUGGUGGCCAUGUACGCUCCAAACGAGCCGGUGCUGGACUACAACAUGGUCAUCAUUUUUCUCAUGGCCGUGGGAACUGUUGCCGUGGGCGGCCACUGGGCUGGCAGCAAGGACCGCAAGAAGCGCUACAUGAAGCACAAGCGCGACGACGGGGCCGACAAGCAGGACGAGGAGACGCUGGACGUGACGCCCAUCAUGAUCUGCGUGUUCGUGGUCAUGUGCUGCAGCAUGCUGGUCCUGCUCUAUUUUUUCUACGACAGUCUGGCCAUUUGGGUCAUCGCCAUUUUCUGCUUGGCGUCAUCCGUGGGCCUCUUCAGCUGCUUGUGGCCUUUUGUGCGCCGUCUUCCUUUCUGCAAGUGCAGGAUUCCAGAGAACAACCUUCCCUACUUGCACAAGCGUCCUCAGGUGCGCGCCCUGCUGCUGUCGGCGCUCUGCGUGGGCGUCAGCGUCACCUGGAUGGUGUUUCGGAACGAGGACCAAUGGGCGUGGGUACUGCAGGACACCCUGGGGAUUGCCUUUUGUCUUUACAUGCUCAAGACUGUCAGGCUGCCAACGUUUAAGGCUUGCACUUUACUGCUGACGGUGCUCUUCGUCUAUGACGUGUUCUUCGUAUUUAUCACACCCUUCUUCACCAAGAGUGGCGAGAGCAUCAUGGUGGAGGUGGCGGCUGGCCCCUCCGACUCGGCCACGCACGAAAAGCUUCCGAUGGUGCUCAAAGUGCCGCGCUUGAACUCCUCGCCUCUCGCCCUGUGCGAUCGGCCCUUCUCUCUGCUGGGCUUCGGCGACGUCUUGGUGCCAGGCCUGUUGGUGGUGUACUGCCACCGCUUUGACAUUUUGAUGCAGUCUUCCAGGAUCUACUUUGUCGCCUGUACAAUAGCGUACGGCGUGGGCCUGUUGAUCACCUUCGUGGCGUUAGCCGUGAUGCAGAUGGGCCAGCCGGCCUUGCUCUACCUGGUGCCUUGCACUCUGCUCACCAGCCUGGCGGUGGCACUGUGGCGCAGGGAACUGCCUCAGUUCUGGACUGGCAGCGGAUUUAUGCCUGCCAUAGCGCUCGCACCCAUCAGUUGCACGCAAACGACGGGGCCGCAGCCCGAGGGGUCGCCGGCCGCCGCCCCAGCCAAUCAGAGCGAAGAACCGGGUCUGCCUCAGGACACUCCCCUCCACGAGAACGAGGAGAAGCUCAACUAAAAGUGGCGCUCAUGCACCUUGACUUUAUUUUCCACAUUGUUUUGCAUUAUAUGGACGUUUAAAGGGAAAAAAAAGAGCAUAGGCGCUGCACUCUCUUGUUUAUACCUCACCUUUAAAGGGAAUCAUAGACAGAAAUAUGUUUGCAUUUCAGGCCCAAUACGACCAGGCGCCCGCUCACUGGCAUCGGGUCGUGUGCAUCGUCACUGUACAACAAAAAGCAUUUUAAUUGCAGAACUCUAGUUUAAUAAAGCAUCAUCCUGCAUUCAAUAUUUAAAAAGUCCAGCUCUCCAUGCAUUAUUUGUGAUUUGAAAAAAAAAAAAAAGAAAAGUGUUCUUUCCCGUUUUAAUUUUUAAUCCAAAAUAUGAAUUAAAAUGUUUUUUGCGUGUAUUUAAACAACUCCAAAUUUGUGGCUUUUUCCUUUCAGGAAAAAAGAAAAUAAAAGAUUAUGUAAUUUAAAAAUGCAUUUUUUUCCAGAUUAAAAACACAUUUAGGGUGAGAAAAUAACAGGUUUGACUUUUUAAAAAUAUGGAAUACUGGGAAUUUUUUUGUUGCUGCAUAAAGCAAUGUUUUAAAUGAGCUUGUUCUGAAACAAUGAGUAGCAGAUUUUCAUAUUUAAAAAUGUAAAUUGAGGAAGCGUAGAUGCUUUUUGUUGAUGACAUUCAAGAUGGUGCAAUCAGUGUUGUCAACUGAGCCAAACUUUUUAAUUUUCUUGUAAGUUAUUUAAAGUUUCCAUAUUCUCUAAGAUAAACCUAUUUUGUGUUUUGUAUUCUAUGAUGUGGAUUCUCAAGUAUUACAAAUAUAAUCUAUAGUCCAGAUCUGAAAUUCUAUCGGUGGAGCAAUAACAUUUCCCCCCCAAAAUUUUUUUAAUAAAAUAAAGCAGCAGCACUUUGGAUCCCCACACGAGUCGUUCAAGUUACACGAGAGUCAAAGUGACUAUGAAACAUUUGCACAACUCAUGCUCCGCAAGUCCCAAUUUCUGUGUUUUAAAAUAUAUCAUGUGUUAUAUACUAUGCUGUAUAGGUUUUAAAACCAAUGUACUCUUUAGUUGUGUGAAGAUGAUUUGUUCUCGUUGCCUCUAUCGAGGACAGCAUAGAACAAAACAUUGACUUUUGCAGUUGAGUAAAUAAAACACUCUUUCUGGAAAUACCUUCA